AUUAGACAAGAAGGAUAAGUAAAGGAGGCUCACACAGUCGAGUGCGUGAGGGCCAAAAUGGCGGCCGCCAUCGCUUCCUUACUCAUGCUUCCGACCAAGCCGAAAGCUCUACCUCCCGUCGCAUCCAGCGCUAGAUGCUGCAACGGAGUUCUUCGCCACCGCUCGCCGCUCAUCAAAACCCUAGCAUUCUAUACCAGUCUUACCUCGAUUGCUUUUCCCAAUGGAGGAGCCCCAAUUAGGGCAUUGGAGAAGCCGAAGUCAUUGCGGAGGUUAGUUGUCUGCGAGGUGGCCUCGAAGAAGAGGGCUGAUUCAGCGUCGAAGAGGGCUCGGCAGGCCGAGAAGAGGCGCAUCUAUAACAAGGCUAAAAAGUCUGAGAUGAAGACCCGGAUGAGGAAGGUCUUUGAAGCACUGGAUCUGCUGAAAAAGAAGACAGAUCCCAAAGCUGAGGAAAUCCUUUCAGUUGAAGAACUGAUAUCAAGGGCUUAUUCAGCGAUUGACAAAGCAGUAAAAUCAGGCAGUUUGCAUAAGAACACUGGAGCACACAGGAAAUCACGGCUGGCGAGGAGGAAGAAGACUGUUGAAAUCCACCAUGGCUGGUAUGCUCCUGCUGUAACUGCUUGAUUGCUGCAAACAUUGGUAUGCGGUGAUUUUUCCUCGGGAAGAAUUUUAUUCUCAUUUUUCUUUUCAAAAUGAUGAUUGAUUUUCAGUGAUUGUAUGGUGUGAUGCAGCUGCUGUAUUAUUGUAAGAGAAGUAUUUGAAGCAAAGUUUGAUCAUGGUUUUAAAAUUAAAUCAGACCCGUUGGCUAGACCGGAUUCAAAACUGUUUCAACAUGAAUCUCACCGUUGAACUGGUUGGAUCAGAAUUUAAUUUUAAUGAAUU
Phalaenopsis equestris is the source of this 879-nucleotide messenger RNA. Its product is annotated as 30S ribosomal protein S20, chloroplastic-like. Bases 58 to 621 code for a protein of 187 amino acids. Gene Ontology annotation, molecular function: structural constituent of ribosome; small ribosomal subunit rRNA binding. The record is from RefSeq and is a predicted model, not a curated record. Gene Ontology annotation, biological process: translation. Gene Ontology annotation, cellular component: small ribosomal subunit; ribosome. Lineage: Eukaryota; Viridiplantae; Streptophyta; Magnoliopsida; Asparagales; Orchidaceae. The transcript is spliced from 3 exons.